AUGUCGUCUUCGUUAUAUCAUCCCUGUUUUCUCUUCAUCUCCUCUCUCCUCUUCCUAGUCCUUAUAUUCUCCGGCGAUGUUCCCUCCGCCGCCGGAACUUUAUCGCCGGGCGCACCCAAAUCCUCCGCUCGUGCGAUGAACAGAGUUAGAAGGAAUAUGAAAUCGACGGAGUUCUUAAACGAGCACAACACAGCGCGUGCAGCUGCGGGCGCGCCGAAUCUAAAAUGGGAUCAAGGCCUGGCCCGUUUCGCUUCUAAUUGGGCCAAGCAACGUAAAUCAGAUUGUAAAAUGACCCAUUCUGGUGGGCCUUACGGAGAGAAUAUUUUCUGGUACCGGAGGAGUGAGAAUUGGUCGCCAAAGAGAGUGGUUGCGAAAUGGGUGGCGGAAAGUUUGAACUACGAUCGGAAUACUAACACGUGUGCGUCUGGCCAGAUGUGCGGUCAUUAUACGCAGAUCGUUUGGCGUACAACCACAGCCGUUGGAUGCGCACGUGCGAAGUGCAACAACAACCGUGGAUUCCUAGUGGUCUGCGAGUAUUCUCCUGGUGGAAAUUACGAAGGCGAAAGUCCUUUUGAUUUGCCUAAAUAA
Molecule: messenger RNA, 588 nt
Organism: Eutrema salsugineum
Lineage: Eukaryota; Viridiplantae; Streptophyta; Magnoliopsida; Brassicales; Brassicaceae
Product: pathogenesis-related protein PRB1-3
Exons: 1
Coding region: 1-588 (195 amino acids)
Cellular component (GO): extracellular region
Source: RefSeq, a predicted model, not a curated record